Onychostoma macrolepis is the source of this 5685-nucleotide messenger RNA. It is a transcript of the gene nek9, whose product is annotated as serine/threonine-protein kinase Nek9. Lineage: Eukaryota; Metazoa; Chordata; Actinopteri; Cypriniformes; Cyprinidae. Gene Ontology annotation, molecular function: protein kinase binding; ATP binding; protein kinase activity. Gene Ontology annotation, cellular component: centrosome. The coding region runs from base 701 to 3493 and encodes 930 amino acids. Gene Ontology annotation, biological process: protein phosphorylation. The transcript is spliced from 23 exons. The record is from RefSeq and is a predicted model, not a curated record.
AGGUGUUUUUUUUUUUUAAAGAAGCACCAUUUUGAAUUGCUAAAUUUCAAAAAAGGUUUUAAAAUAUGAAACAAAAAUGUAAAUAUAUAUAAUAUAGUUGUGUACUGUAUGUAAUAAGUCGUGUUAUUAGGAUUUUAGUCAUCAGCUAUUUUUAUAAAUAUCUAUCUAUUCUUUUCCCAACCCGAUUGUCGUAUAAUACGUGUUAUAAUAAUAAUAAUAAUAAUAAUAAUAAUAAUAAUAAUAAAUGUGAUCGAUUUAUUUUAUGCUGCACAUUAUUUUGAAAUAAAAGGUCGUGAGCGAUGUGAAAUUUAAUCACUUCCGGUUCCUGCGUCGUUUGUUGUUUGCGUCCGAACAGAACGGUGUCGACUCUCAAAGAUUCAUUCGGUUCGCUCGAUGAAUUCAACAGACGCGCGCCUGUUUCAAACAAACGCACGAAUGAAUCGAUUCCCUCUCGGAAAUGACUCCCAACAGCAACUUCAUCUUGUGUAGUUCAGUUUGGAAAAGAAGAAACGGGGCGCGAAGAAAGUAGUGUAAUCCGAUUAAACGGCUAAAAGUGUGUUCGCGCGAUAUCGCAGCGCAGAUGUGUGCGAUCUGAGGCGAUCUUUGAGGCGAUCUGCAGGCGCAGGAGUCAAAUCAGUGCUCAGCCCGCACUGAAGCAGGCCCAGAUCCAGCUCAAAGCUUCACCCCGCGGUACUGUAAGAUGUCUCUGGAGGAGUAUGAGCGGCAUUACGCCUCUCUGAACUCCGAGUCUGGAUGCGAAUCAGUCAGUGGAAGAUCAUCCACAUCUGGAGCUUUCAGCGGAGAGGAGGAGAGACUGCAUUACAUUCCCAUCCGGGUGCUGGGAAAGGGCUCUUUCGGAGAAGCGACUCUGUACAGACGCACUGAGGAUAACUCUCUGGUGGUGUGGAAGGAGAUCGAGCUGAGCUGUCUGUCAGACAAGAAGCGCAGAGAUGUGAUGAACGAGAUCAGCAUUCUGUCCAUCCUGCAGCACAACAACAUCAUCGCCUACUUUAACCACUUCAUGGACAAGAACACGCUGCUGAUCGAGCUGGAGUACUGCAACGGUGGAAACCUCUACGACAAGAUCAACCAGCAGAAGGGAGUGCUCUUCAAGGAGGAGGUGGUCGUGUGGUACUUAUAUCAGAUCGCCGCUGCCGUCGCUCACAUCCAUAAAGCCGGCGUCCUGCACAGGGACAUCAAAACGCUGAACAUCUUCCUCACCAAAACCAACCUGAUCAAGCUGGGAGACUAUGGUUUGGCCAAGAAGCUGGACUCCGAGGAUUCAAUGGCAGAAACUUGUGUCGGUACGCCGUACUACAUGUCUCCUGAACUGUGUCAGGGAGUGAAGUACAACUUUAAAUCAGACAUCUGGGCCAUGGGCUGCGUCUUAUUUGAGAUGCUGACCCUCACCAGGACCUUUGAUGCCACCAAUCCUCUGAACCUGUGUGUGAAGAUCGUCCAGGGCAACUGGACCAUGGAGAUCAACUCGGACGUUUAUACGUCUGACCUCAUCAAGCUGGUGUACGAGUGUUUAGAUCAGGACCCUGAGAAAAGGCCGACGGCGGAGCAGAUUCUAGAGCAGCCCGUCAUCUCUCGUGUGAGAGCAGAGCUGGAGGAGAGGGUGGCGGCACUUAAUUCAGCCAUCAAGAAACCCAAGUUGAGCACGGUGACGGAGACGCCGGUGGCGGUGGUGACGACGCGCUCCAGGGAGGUGUAUUUCUGGGGCGGAGGGAAGUUCACUCCUCAGAAGCUGGACAUGUUUAAGGGCGGCAGCAUCGCUCAGCACGUCUGCGCUGGAGAAACACACUUCGCUGUGGUGACCGUUGAGAAGGAGCUGUACACCUGGGCCAGCGUUCAGGGAGGAGCGAAGAUGGUGGGUCAGCUGGGUCACGGCGACCAGGCCUCGUACCGACAGCCGCGGAGAGUGGAGCGUCUGCAGGGCAAAGCCAUCCGACAGGUGUCCUGCGGCGCCGACUUCACCGCCUGCAUCACCGACGAGGAUCAGAUGUACAUGUUCGGCUCUGAUUACUACGGCUGUGUGGGUGUGGAGAACGAGAUGGGCAUGGAGGUGCUGGAGCCGGUUCUGCUGGAGUUCUUCCAGGAGCGUCCGGUGCGACAGGUGUCCUGCGGGGACAAUCACGUGGUGGCGCUGACCCGCGCCGGGGACAUCUACUCCUGGGGCUGCGGAGAGCACGGUCGACUCGGGCUGGACUGUGAGGAUGAUUUCUCCUCUCCGAUGCAGGUGGAGGUUCCUAAGGGUGCCGUCAUUGACUCUGUGUACUGCGGAAGCGACGGCACCUUCUUCCUCACCGAGUUUGGAAAGGUCUUAGCCUGCGGGAGCAACGACCUCAACAAGCUGGGUCUGAAUCAAGGCAUCACUGGAAUCAAAAACCACCCGGGGGAAGGUUAUCAGGGGAUCCCAUACACCACCACCCUCACGCUGGUCAAGCAGCUCUCGCGCUUCAAGAUCCAGUUCAUCUCUCCGGGAAAGACGCACACCGCUGCUAUAGACGAGCGCGGGCGUCUGAUGACCUUCGGCUGUAAUAAAUUUGGGCAGCUGGGAGUGAAGGACUUCAAGAAACACCAGGGUGUUCAGAUCCUCGUGGGGGCCUUCGGAGGGAAGAUCGUCACCAAGGUGUCUUGUGGAGACGGUUUCACUAUCGCCGCCACCGAGGAUAAUCAGAUCUUCGCGUGGGGGAACGCAGGGAACGGGCGUCUGGGGAUGCCUGCUGAUAAAGGCUUCGGCUCCGAGGUCUGUCCCGCUCUUCCUCGGCCCAUCUUUGGUUCCCUGCACCACGUGCCUGAUCUGUCCUGCCGGGGCUGGCACACCAUCCUCAUCAUGGAAAAAGUCCUGAACUCCAAAACGAUCCGUUCAAACAGCAGCGGACUGUCUAUUGCAAGUGGUCAGUGCUCCACGUUCUCCGUGGAUCUGGAGACGGACUCGGCCACAGACUCUGAGCUGCGUGAGGGGAUGCUGGGAGGAACCGUGGAGGCCGAUAUGGACGACAGAGGUCUGGAGACGCCCAUCUUCUCCAUGGACAGCAAGACCAACGAGAGCUCCUGCCCCUCAUGGCUGCGGAAGGAGCUGCUGGACGCAGAGUUCAUCCCGAUACCGAACGAAUCCCAGGACUCCAUCGACCCGCUGACGAAGCCCUACACCGAGAGCGCCACGCUGCCAUACGAGGAGCUGGACCAGCUCAAAGCCGCCGCCACCGCCGGAAAGAGCCUUAUACCGGCUGCAUGCGUGGAUUACGAGCGGAUGAACGGCGUGGAGACGGGACGCUCCGAGCAGAGCUGCUGCGGCGCGAGCAUCGAGCUGGCAAACCUCAGAGAAACCGUGAACCGACAGGAAGCCCAGAUUCAGCUCUUACAGAAACAGUUCAACGAUCAGCUGAAGGAGAACGAGAGACUGUGGAGAGCCAUUCAGAGCCUCAGAGCAGAUGCUGGACUUCAGGACGUCAGUCAGAACCACCGCUCUGCCCUUCAGGAGUGAGAGAUGUUCUUACUGCUUACAGUGAGUGUGUUCAGUGCUAAACCCAGACGGAUCGAGGGGGUUUCGCCAAAAUCAGUAGUGCCUUGUUUUCAUAACCAAAGACUGUACGAGUUCUUUCAUGCUGCUAAUGUCAAGCCAAAGCGCUCCGGAUCUUUUAGUGCUGUGUGUACGGACAUAAACAGUGAGUGUUUUAUCUGGGAACAACGUUAAAUAAUGUCAGCUUAAUCAUGAGACAAUCCCUCCAGAAUGAAUGUAAGAAAAGUGUCAUAAACAGUUCACUUCAGUCCUCAUGGGUUUAACGCUUUCAUAUUUAACAUUCAGCACUAUAUUGUUUUACAUGUUUUCAGAUGCUCUUUUAUAAUGAGAUUAAGCUGAAAGUGCCUCUAUAUUAGUUUGUCUUCAGUGUAUCAGUGUUAAUGUCAUUUGUACAGUGUUUUUACGUGUUAUUCUCAAAGGUUUUAUCUUUCUUAUGCAAGCAGGUCUAAUGCAACUGAUGUGUUUCAAUCAGAGAUUCUUAUAAACACUUUAAAGCUAUGAAUGUGAAGCCAAAACACGGUUUGCUUGCGUCACGGGACGCUGCAGUUCUCUGCUCUUCAUGCGCAUGAUCGGUUUCUUCUGUACGACGUCCACGUGUUGAGUGAAAGUUUUGCAGUAAUUUCACAUUUAUAUCGGAGUAAGUUUGUUGUGCAUACACAUCAUGUGUCAAGACUACUGAAUAUCUUGUAUUUUCAUUUCUUUAGCAUUCUUGUCUCUAUAUUGCCAAAUAUUGGAGAACGACACCAAGUUUAUGCAAAUCUGUGGAGCGAAGGUAAAACGCGGUGCUUAUACAAAGUUGUGACUGAAAGCGGGUCUCUGAGACUCGUUUCUGUCCCUUGGUCAGAGAAGACUGCAGAAACUGCAUUCUGCCGCUGUAUUGCAUUGACAUUUGCAUGUUUUUAACCCCUUAACGGUCACAGUUUUGAACAUAAAGCGCACUAUCCAAACUUUCGUUUUUAUAAUUCAUGAACGAAAACAUUUUGUAAGAUGAUUUUGAUGUACCAUUUCCAUGGUAAUGCAAUGUCUGAUUUUAAAAUGGGUUUUAAAAUCAUGAAUUUUGAGAUUUUAAGUUUUCAAAUGAUAUAUAAUUUCUUAUGAUUUCUAAUACGUGAUAGAGAAAAAGGCAACUAAGAAGACUGUCUGUGACAAAGGUCAGAAAUCCUCUUAUGAUGUAGAUUUUUCAGAUGCACUCUUGUCAUAAAUUAAUCUAUUACUUUUCCUACAUAGAUAUUUUACCACUUUUUUUGUUACAAAAUGAUUUAGGAGUCUUAGACCUUUCCAACGAUAUAUAGUUUGUCAUGAUUAGAUUAGGAUUUAAUUAGGACGGGUGACAGUUAAGAGGUGCAAGCAAGUGCAACCAAAGAUGUUUUUGUUGUUUGUGUGUUUUAUUUAGUUUGUUUUUAUAUUUUCAUUUGUUUUUCUCCAAUUACUGUACUCUGAAACUGUGUCAUAUAAAUGAGGUGUUUUAUGCUUCAUACACCCGUAUCAGACACUGAUGCAGAUUUUUAAUUAAAAAAGGUGAGGCAAAAUGUCACACUGAUGUUGGGGUAAUUUUUGAUGUUAUUUUAUUUAUAAUUCUUUAUUUGCAAUGUUGGCCAAAUUGUGUGUGUGUGUGUUAAUUCUUCUAUUUAGUAUUUUCUAAAAAGCCACUAAAGUCAGUCUCACCGGGAUUGAAAUAUGAAUUUAUUUCGUUUGCAGUGGCUUUUCUCAAAAACUGUGAUGCAUUCGUGUGUGUUCUGUGAAAACCUACCAAUAGUUAUUUAAUUGUCGAGUAUGCUCUGCCUACAAUUAGCCAUAAAUAUUUUAAUGCAUUCAUUUUCUGUAACAUUCCAGUAAGAACUUUUUUUUUUUUUCUUUUCUUUUACGAUCUUUAAUUGAACAUGUCUUUGUAAAGCACUAAUCUGAUCAUUGUGCGCAUGCGCAUCACACCAGGGAUAUGGGAGAGUCAACCACGUCUUCAGCGCCGGAGAAUCUGAAUCAUUUUAGCCAAUCGGUUCGUUCGGACGGUUCGUUUCAAUGAACUGAUUCACAACCGAGUCAUCACUCAAACGCCUUCCGAAGUUUCCGCGUGGAAUUUUACUUUCAUUUCUGUCAUAAAAUUGUUGUUUACAUUGUUUGUUCAUUAUUAGUUUAUAUAGCUGCGCCAAAUGUUGUUA